UUUUUCAAUUAAACGCACCCGUAUUUACGUUUAUAGGCUGGCAAAAGAGACUGAACCUCAAACCAAAAACCCCUAAUCUCCAUUUCCAGGGUUUCUGAUUAUUGAUUUUUGGGGAGAAAGCAAGGUGAAAGCAGAGAUGAAGGUUUUUGAAAUCCAUGGCAACACUCUCUCGCUUGCCCUCUUCAUUGACGUCACCAACUCUAAGGAACUUAAAGAAUCCAUGCAAGCUGGGAAACUGAACCCUGAAGUUUAAUUUCUUAAUUCAUCACUUGUAUGAAUUCCUGAGUUUUCUAUUUUAUGUUUCUAGCCGAUUUAAUUUUGAUCUUGAAUCGAUUCGUAUGGUUUUCUCUAGUAUCUCAUGUAUUGAUGAUCUUUCGACAGAUUCCAGAUGUUUUCCCUGUUCUAGUUGCAGCAUGUUAGGCGCUUAUUCCAGUGCAUUCUAAGCUUGUUUACAAUUACUUGGUAUCUAAAUUACAGAGUCCUUGAAAAGAUGCGGUAUCUCUGAUGAUUUGAGUUAUGUCCUCGCUGCUCGAUUUAAUGCUUCUCGUAAUGAGUUGGUACCAUAUCAUAUAUAUACAUGUUUUGCUUGUCGCAAUUCACUAUUUCUAUCUUCGACUAUAUCCCGCAUAUUCGACGUUAAUGUUACAUUAAGAGUUUCUGAUAAAUGAAAGCUGUGAAGAAACUUAUCGAUGGUAAAGAGAUUGGUUUAGAAGAGUUGGAAGGAAGAGCAGACCAAGCUCAGAUACUAAAGCACUACAAAAUAUUCGGCCCUGAGCUAGUAAUAUCCACUAUUGCAGAUGCCAUAACAUGUUGUGUUGCUGCUCGGGAUGCUCUACAAGAAUGGUCAACCAUUGUCUUUUAUCUUUACACUUUUGUUGUUUUACUCACUUCUUAUGCUUCCCAUUGUCUUUCAUUAAUAGAGAUUAGUUUGUUCUGCUUACGAUAUAGAUUGGGGCAGCAUUGCUUCUCGGUCAAUGUUGCCAAAGAUAUGCAAAUGCCAAGGUAAUUAUGGUUUAAACAAUGCUGUUUUAGAAUAGAGGCAAUGGCAAUUGAAAUUACCUGGAAAUUGAGGCCUUGUAACACUAUUAUAUUUGGAUUUUGGUGCUACAUAUAUAUAUAUAAUUUUACAGGAAUUUUUUUCCAAAUUAAAGCUACAAUCUAGUGCUUCAUUUUAUUCAUAAUACAUGCAAUUAUAAAACAGGCAAUUUAUUUUUCAAAGUGCCAAAGUCCAGCCUAUAUAAAAUGUCGGUCAAAUUGUGAUUUUGAUACUUCUAUUGUGCUCAAGAUUUUAAUGUUAUUAUCGGCAUAACCAACGGCUUUAAUUACUUAGAUUAAUGAUAGAGGGUUAAAUUAAAAUAUAAGGACUGAAUCAUAAAUUUGAGCAUGGUAGAGGGAUCAGCACCAGAAUUUGACCCAAAAUGGUAACUGAAACCACCUUUUUCUGAAAUGGGUAGUGGUUUGAAAAUUUUGGUGGUUUAACCUCUCUCUGAAAUCAUUUCUGCAAAUCAUUUGAAUCUGAAAAUGGGCACUUCUCAAAGCCGUGAAGAUGGCAUCAUAGAUUCAGAUUGUGAAGAAGAAGAAGAAGAAGCUGAGGAGCAAUACGACGACGCUUUAGGCGAUCACCAGAAAUCCAGAUCUUCUUCAGGUAUCCACAAAGGCCUUGAUGAAAUUGAUGCUAAACUCAAAUCCCUGAAACUGAAAUACAGUUCUUCCCAACAACAGGGAAACCCCAAUCUGAAAAACCCAGUAAAGCUCUAUCUUCACAUCGGAGGAAACACCCCCAAAGCCAAAUGGGUAAUCUCUGAGAGGCUCACUUCGUAUAAUUUCGUCAAAACAGCUAAAACCGACGGCAACGAUGAUGGACUGGACGGUGCAGGGUGGGUUUUGGAAGUGGGGUCUAAAGUUAGGGUUCGGGUUUCAACUGAAAUGCAAUUGAAAAUGUUUGGGGAUCAAAGAAGAGUUGAUUUCGUUGAUAAAGCUGUUUGGGCUUUGAAGUUUUUGAGUGAUUAUGAGUACAGGAAUUUCGGUACCCUGUUUCAGAAUUGUUUGUUUGAGAAUGUUUAUGGCAUGGAAGCUAGUGAGGAAAACAAGGUCAAGGUUUAUGGGAAGGAGUUUAUCGGAUGGGUGAAACCUGAGGUAGCAGAUGAUUCUAUGUGGGAAGAUGCAAAGGAUCAUAGCACGGAUUCGACUCUGUUAAAAGGGAGUCAAGGAUCGAUGGAGGAGCUCGAGGAAGCUGCGAAUGGAGGUGUUCAAAGUUUGGCUUUAGGUGCAUUGGAUAAUAGUUUCUUGGUAAAUGAUAUUGGUGUCCAUGUUUAUAGGAACCUUAACCGUGGGAUUAAUGGGAAAGGUAUUCGUGUUAAGUAUGAUAGUGGGGGGAAUGCGUCGAAUUUGACCCCAAAAAAGGCACUGUUGAUGAGAGCCGAGACGAAUAAGAUGCUUAUGAGUCCGGCCAACAAAGGGAAGCCUAAUGCUACUGGCCUUAAGCAAGUCGAUAUCGAGACUGGGAAGACUGUUACAGAAUGGAAGUUCGAGAUAGAUGGGACCGAUAUCAGGAUGAAGGAUAUUACAAAUGAUGCCAAAGGGUCACAAUUGGAUCCCUCUGAAUCUACAUUUUUAGGAUUGGAUGAUAAUAUAUUAUGCCAAUGGGAUAUGAGAGAUAAGAAAGGGAGGGUCCAAGAUAGUGCCACAAGUGGUUCACCUGUAUUGCAUUGGACACAAGGACACCAGUUCACGAGAGGGACGAAUUUUCAGUGCUUUGCUAGUACUGGUGCCGGAUCGAUUGUGGUCGGGUCACUUGAUGGGAAGAUCAGGUUGUAUUCGACUUCAAUGAGGCAAGCCAAAACCGCUUUUCCGGGACUCGGUUCUCCAAUCACUGACGUAGACGUUACCUAUGAUGGGAAGUGGGUGUUGGGCACAACUGAUACAUACCUGAUCCUCAUUUGCUCUUUGUUUACAGAUAAAGACGGGAAGACGAAAACCGGGUUUACCGGUAGAAUGGGGAACCAAAUCCCGGCACCCAGAUUGUUGAAGUUGACACCUCUGGACUCACAUUUAGCCGGGAAUGACAACAAAUUUCACGGUGGCCAUUUCUCUUGGGUGACCGAAAAUGGUAAACAAGAGCGUCACGUAGUCGCGACUGUGGGCAAGUUCAGUGUGGUAUGGGAUUUCCAUCAAGUGAAGAACACUAGCCAUGGAUGCUACAGGAAUCAGCAGGGCCUAAAGAGCUGUUAUUGCUACAAGAUUGUGUUGAAGGAUGAGUCUAUCGUAGAGAGUCGUUUCAUGCACGACAAAUAUGCCGGUAGUGACUCGCCAGAAGCUCCACUCGUUGUGGCAACACCCUUGAAAGUCAGCUCGAUCAGCCUCUCCACUCGUUUUGUUGGUUCUUGUUGAAUGAAAUUUUAUUUGCUUUGUUCUCUAUAGGAUUUAUAUAAUCAUAUUGCUAAAUGAUUUGUUCCAUUGGUGUUGUUUUUAGAAGUGUAUAUGAAUUGGUUCGAAAUAUGAGUUUUAAAUUGUUUAAACUCAUUUAGAUUUAAAUAUAUAAUAUUAUAUAA
This is a messenger RNA of Gossypium arboreum, 3551 nucleotides long. Its product is annotated as protein CYPRO4. Lineage: Eukaryota; Viridiplantae; Streptophyta; Magnoliopsida; Malvales; Malvaceae. Gene Ontology annotation, molecular function: protein binding. The record is from RefSeq and is a predicted model, not a curated record. Gene Ontology annotation, cellular component: nucleus; cytoplasm.